This is a messenger RNA of Babjeviella inositovora NRRL Y-12698, 1598 nucleotides long. RefSeq lists its product as uncharacterized. Lineage: Eukaryota; Fungi; Ascomycota; Pichiomycetes; Serinales. Gene Ontology annotation, molecular function: palmitoyl-(protein) hydrolase activity. Bases 424 to 1311 code for a protein of 295 amino acids. Gene Ontology annotation, cellular component: membrane. The record is from RefSeq and is a predicted model, not a curated record. The transcript has a single exon.
CAAAACUGAGAAAGCGCCUAAGCAGGAAUUUCAAGGUACGACUGUGAAGCUGGAGGUUUGGCUGAAAAAAGAAGAACGUUAAACUAUCUGAGCUGUCUGUUGAAGACACCUUAAAGGCUUAUCGUACAGCAUCUGUGUUAGUGUCUGUGAGACGUAGACCAAGAACUAUUCAAGCCCCAGAGCCUUAUCUAUCUACCCCCGUAAUGCUUUCGGCUGAGAUACUUUGCCGCUUUAGAGAUCGUGACGGUUAUUCCAUCUGUAUUUUGCACAAAGCAAGUCCACUGUAGCUCUGUCUCUUCUUUGUCGUGUGCCUAUCACUUAUACUCCCCGCACGACAUCUGUAUGGUCUUUACUGAUAUCAGUUGCAGCUUUUUACGCACCAGUCUUCAACGUGUUGCUUCUUCUGUCAUCCAGAACACCUGUAUGUCGGUCAACACCCUUAUCGACCUCUCUAAAAAGUUGUUUGCAGUCGCUGCCUCUGUAGCCGUUGUCGGUUUGCUAGGUGUGUACAAACUCCAACUGUUUCUCGUGUAUCCGUCGUCCUUGAACAAUGCCAGAAACGUGUUGGACACCCCUGAUGCGUACGAUUUGCCCUAUGACGACGUUUCGUUGACGACUCCCGACGGAGAGACCCUCCAUGCUUUUGCCAUCCGUCAGAACGCAGACUCUGCUACCUACACCAACAAAACCAUCGUCAUGUUGAGCCCUAACGCUGGUAAUAUCGGUAACUACUUGCCCAUUGCCAGACUUUUCUACGACUUUGGCUACAAUGUGUUUAUAUACUCGUACCGCGGGUACGGGAAAUCCACCGGAACCGCCUCCGAGAAAGGCUUGAAGCUCGAUGCAGACACCGCCAUGGAAUUUCUCGCGCAAGACAUCCAGUUCUCGCAGUCGUCGAUUGUCUUGUACGGGCGCUCGCUUGGAGGUGCUGUCUCUAUUUAUUUGGCCAGCAAACACCCCCAGGCGAUCGCAGGGGUGGUGCUUGAGAACACUUUUCUCUGCUUGCCCAAAGUGGUGCCACACAUAUUCCCGGUUUUGGCGCGUUUCGCGUUCAUGUUGCAUCAGCGGUGGCCUUCCGAGGAAAUUGUGGGCAGUGUCCCGCUGCAUAUUCCAUUUUUGUUCAUGAAUGGUUUAAAGGAUGAGAUCGUCCCUCCCAGUCAUAUGCAGCUGUUGUAUGAAUUGUGUCUGGCAGACGUGAAGGAGAUUCACAAGUUUGCGAAUGGGUACCAUAACGAUACGUUGUCACAGCCUGAGUACUGGGAGAUUGUCCAUGACUUUAUCAAAAUGAAGGUGAAUCCAAUUGGGCAUUAACAGGAAGAGCGUAAGACGAAGGUGAAUCCAAUUGGAUAUUAGCAGGAAGAGUGUAUGAGUGGUGCUUUGCACUGAGUAAACAGCAAGCUUUGUUUCCAUCGAGGUUGACCCUCACUGUGGGUGCAUAUCUUCCAAAUGUCUGACCGUUCUCACAGGUGAAAGACGGUGCAUUCCCUCUGCCUUUUGAGGUUAUCACUACGAUCCGUAUACCCUGGCUUUUUUUUUUUUUUUUUCUUUCGUUCGGUGCCUUUGUUGGUUAUCCAUGGUUCAGAAGUUCCAUGCGCCAG